This is a messenger RNA of Manihot esculenta (cassava), 1444 nucleotides long. RefSeq names its product probable WRKY transcription factor 40. Lineage: Eukaryota; Viridiplantae; Streptophyta; Magnoliopsida; Malpighiales; Euphorbiaceae. Gene Ontology annotation, molecular function: sequence-specific DNA binding; DNA-binding transcription factor activity. Gene Ontology annotation, biological process: regulation of DNA-templated transcription. The record is from RefSeq and is a predicted model, not a curated record. The coding region runs from base 286 to 1272 and encodes 328 amino acids. The transcript is spliced from 4 exons.
GACAAAAUUGUUCUUCUCAACCGACAACCUCUUUCUCUCUCUCUCUUUCUCUUUGCUUUAUAUACACCAAAUUCAUGCCAAGCUCCUCCAUAUCUAUUCUCACUUUCCAUGCAAUUUCUUCUUCUUCUAAACGAGUAGACAGACACCUCCAGCUUUGCUUAUAUAUUCUUUCAUCAUUUGGGUUCUUCUUCUUCAAAAGAUUUUAAUAUUUCUCCGACAACACACCUCUGAGAGGAUAAGGAACAGGAGUUUGGUCUUGGGUUUUGCUUCAAUUUCUGUUACAACAUGAAGAAGACUAGCUCGACUUCGGCGGCGUCUAUGGAUUAUUCUCCUUCAUGGGUCGACACUUCUUUGGAUCUUAAUAUUAAUCCUCGACGUCCUAACGAUCAUGCUCUUGUACAAGAAAGAUUAGGCUUGGCCAAUUUUAUGGAGUUUGGGAAGAAGAUCUCAGUCAAAGAAGAGACUGGAGCUUUGGUGGAGGAAUUGAACCGAGUGAGCGCAGAAAACAAGAAGCUGACAGAAAUGUUAACCGUGAUGUGUGAAAAUUAUAAUGCUUUGAAAAGCCAGUUAAUGGAUUACAUGAACAAGAAUCAAGACAAGGAACUUAGCCCAUCAAGAAAAAGGAAAUCCGAGAGCAGCAACAACAACAAUAAUGAUAAUACAAUUGUAAUGAAUGGGAAUUCUGAGAGCAGCUCAACUGAUGAAGAAUCAUGCAAGAAACCAAGGGAACAAGUAAUCAAAGCAAAGAUUUCCAGAACUUAUGUUAGAACAGAAGCAAAUGAUACAAGCUUAGUUGUCAAAGAUGGAUAUCAAUGGAGGAAAUAUGGCCAAAAGGUCACAAGAGAUAAUCCUUCUCCAAGAGCCUACUUCAAAUGCUCUUUUGCUCCUAGCUGCCCUGUCAAGAAGAAGGUUCAAAGAAGCAUUGAAGAUCAAUCUGUGCUAGUAGCAACUUAUGAAGGAGAGCACAAUCAUCCACAUCCCUCACAAAUGGAGGCAACAUCAGCUGCAACUCGUAGUUUGAACCUUGGUUCAGUACCCUGCUCAGCCACACUUGGCUCUUCUGGGCCAACCAUCACUCUUGAUCUCACAAAAUCUAACAAGUCCAACAAUGAACCCAGAAGCUCAAAAUCAAGAGUAGAGACUCCGGAGGCCCAGCAGUUGUUGGUGGAACAGAUGGCUUCUUCCUUGACAAAAGAUCCCAAUUUCACAGCAGCACUAGCAGCAGCUAUUUCUGGAAGAAUGUUGCAGAAGAAUCACACAGAAAAGUGGUGAUUUGAUUGUUAGUAUCUAUUUUAGAUGAUAAUCAUUUUGAGUUUAAUCAAAUCUUGUGAGCUCCAAUUAGAUCCCAUUUUGAAGUUUGCAUCUGCAAUGUAUUUGUAAAUACAACAUCAAACAAGGAAAAGGAGAAAAAGGGAGAGGAUGGAUUUUCAGAAUUUUGCUUUCA